This is a messenger RNA of Stomoxys calcitrans (stable fly), 1819 nucleotides long. RefSeq names its product nuclear envelope integral membrane protein. Gene Ontology annotation, cellular component: nuclear envelope. The record is from RefSeq and is a predicted model, not a curated record. The coding region runs from base 60 to 1688 and encodes 542 amino acids. Lineage: Eukaryota; Metazoa; Arthropoda; Insecta; Diptera; Muscidae. The transcript has 4 exons.
CAUAAUUGAAAAAUAAUAAAAUAAUUAAAAAAACGGAAAUAAAGUAUUAGCAUUUCUAAAUGUUCUCUAACUUUUGUUUGUGGAUUCUAUUGAUAUUUUCAUCACUGGGUGCAACUGUAGAACAAAAUGCACCAAAAGCUCCAGAUAAAUUCAAAGUACAUUUUAUGGAAGCCAAUUCAAUUUACAACUUUAAACCCUUUAAAAGCGGAUUUUUUGAAAAACAUCUCAACACCUAUUGCUAUAGUGGCGAGCCUAAAUCCCUAGGACGACUUCUGGAAUCUGUGGAGCUUGUCUUGGAAAUCGAAGAUGACGAUUAUACACAAUAUGAUGGCACCACACCUUACGAAGUUGAGGAACAUUACCAAGAGCAUAGGUCGCUUUUCAGUUUUAAUCUAUUUACACAGAAGCGUUCGCGUCUUUCGCUCUCACCUUUUGGCCAGCAAUGCAUAGGCAUAGAGACUGCUGUGCAAACCUACAAGGUCCGCCUGCUUAGGCAGAAUGUCGAUUAUAUUCGUGCCAUAAUGCUCUUCAGUGGAAUAACAGUAUUUCUCUUUGCUGGAAUCUUGAGUAGAAAUUCCUUAUUCUUCUAUGUAACCGGAAUAGUAUUUGGAAUUUGUUCAUCAUUUCUGCUGCUCAUAUGGUUGUCGGGAAAACUCAUGCCAAGACGUGCCAUGAUGUAUGGUGUGUUAAUUGGUGGCUGGACUGUUGGCUUUUAUGUCUUACGAAUGUUGUGGGACAACUUGCAAAUGAUCAUGAUGACCUAUCGUAGUUAUGUAUGCUGGUACAUUGUAAUUACAGGCCUUAUAUCAUUUUUCCUAUGCUAUCACUGGGGCCCUCCCAAGAACAAAAGAUCGAAAAACAUUAUCAAAUGGUUAUUGCAGUUGAUGUCAUCGACUAUAAUUUAUUUCUCCAGCAACUUCAAAGAGGCCAUUAUUGCAGUCAUUUUAAUGACAUUUAUUUUGUAUUACUUCCCGCGAGUUUUGCGCGACAUAAUGAGUUUUCGUGGUGAGAAAAGUACACAAGUAAACUCAGAAGCUAAGCGCCAGUGCAGCAGCCCAUUGAAAAAGAAUCUAAGGGAUGAGUGCAAUGAGUGGCGCUUGAAUAGUUCGCAGAACAAAGAGUGGAAGAUCAAGUUAAAAUCUGGUACUCGUUCCAUUAACAACUCUCGUCGUUCGCUAUUGGGCUCACGCAGCAACUUGCCCAGCGAAGAAGCCAAACAAUUGGGUGAUUCCAGCUCUGAUGUGGAAGAAAAUCACUCGGAAUCCGAUAUUAGUUUCAAUGAAGACAAUGUGACCAAACAAAAACUGUACCCUUUGCCAGAUGGUUCAUUUUUAUUAAGCGAAACACGUCCUAUUAUAAUAACUCCUCGCCACGGCACGCCUAUUUAUCAUCGUUCAUCUCCUCUGGUGAAUGGCGAAGUUGCCACUGGGGCCGAUGAAGACGAUCAUACACAUCAUAUGCCGCUGCCGGCUCAUACUAGACGCCUUACCGCUGCCUCAUCGACAUCGGAAUUGUUUGUUAAAAGUCGUCUCAAUACACCUUCACCACAUCAGGUACAGCGUUCAAGCAGCGCACAGCGAAGUGUACCAUCAAGAUCUAUGAAAAUGCUCUCUUCGGCCAAGAAAACCCAUUCAAGUAAUCCGAAAAUUAAAAUUGUCAAAGCCGAUAGUGAUGAGGGUGAAGGGUAAUAGAAAUUUUUGAUUCCAUGACCGAUUUUAUCAUAAAGAUCUUAUUUUUAUUAUAAGUUGCUGAGCAACAAAUAUCUCGCAAUUGUUUAAAAUUUCUAUAGAUUUUUUUUUAGUUUAUUCUAAAAAAACAC